UCAGAAACUCUUCUCUUACAAAAAUAAAAAAUAAAAAAUAAAUGGUUGACUAUGAUCGAGCAGAGGAGCUCAAGGCCUUCGAUAACACAAAGGCCGGUGUAAAAGGACUAGUCGAUGCAGGGAUAGUUCAUAUCCCUGAGAUUUUUGUUACACCGUUCAUAAAAGAAAAUGAGUUCAAUGCUCAGAAUCUUGAUUCAUGCUCCAACGUCAACGAUCAAAUCCCAGUUAUAGAUCUCGAGGACAUAAACAAAGACAAUUUUCGACGUAGGAGAAUAGUUGAAGAGGUUGGUGAAGCAUGUGAGACUUGGGGAUUUUUUCAAGUUGUGAACCAUGGUGUGCCUCAACAUGUUAUGGAUGAGAUGAUUCGAGGAGUUCGAAGUUUCAAUGAGCAACCAAAUGAGACAAAGAUGGGGUUUUACUCAAGGGAUGAUAUGAAGAAGGUGUUUUUUAAUAGCAAUUUUGAUCUCUAUCAAUCUAAGGCUGCAGAUUGGAGGGAUACACUAGCUUGUCUCAUGGCUCCAAAUCCUCCAAGUAGUGAUGAAUUACCAGAAAUAUGCAGGAAGGAAUUACUUCAAUAUUCUGAGCAUGUUCGAAAGUUGGGCCACACAAUAUUAGAGUUACUGGCAGAGGCACUUGGGCUGAAGUCCAAUCACUUGUUGGAAAUAGAGUGUGCAAAAGGCCAUUUCAUUCUCAGUCAUUACUAUCCACCUUGUCCUGAACCAGACAGAACUAAUGGAAUCACAAAGCAUACUGACCCAGAUUUCUUCACAAUUCUUCUACAAGAUCACAUUGGUGGCCUUCAAAUUUAUCACCAAAACCAAUGGAUUGAUAUUCAUCCCGUGACUGGAGCACUAGUUAUCAAUCUUGGUGACCUUCUGCAGGCAAGUAUAUCUAAAACAAAUUACAUAUGUCUACAUAGAGUAUUGGCAAAUCAUAUUGGACCAAGAAUUUCAGUUGCAUGUUUUUUCACAACUUAUCUUCAGCCAUUUGAUAGGCUCUAUGGCCCAAUAAAGGAAUUGUUGUCAAAUGAAAAUCCUCCUUUGUACAAGGAAACAACAGUGAGAAAUUAUGUAUCCUAUUACAACUCCAAAGGACUUGGAGCUCGUCCUUCACUUCUCGAUUUCAGGCUCUAG
This is a messenger RNA of Lycium ferocissimum, 1133 nucleotides long. Its product is annotated as 1-aminocyclopropane-1-carboxylate oxidase homolog 1-like. The record is from RefSeq and is a predicted model, not a curated record. NCBI's taxonomy places the organism in Eukaryota, Viridiplantae, Streptophyta, Magnoliopsida, Solanales, Solanaceae. The transcript has 3 exons. The coding region runs from base 42 to 1133 and encodes 363 amino acids.